This is a messenger RNA of Macadamia integrifolia, 1057 nucleotides long. Its product is annotated as cysteine and histidine-rich domain-containing protein RAR1. Lineage: Eukaryota; Viridiplantae; Streptophyta; Magnoliopsida; Proteales; Proteaceae. Gene Ontology annotation, molecular function: Hsp90 protein binding. Gene Ontology annotation, cellular component: cytoplasm; nucleus. The record is from RefSeq and is a predicted model, not a curated record. The coding region runs from base 125 to 790 and encodes 221 amino acids. The transcript has 6 exons. Gene Ontology annotation, biological process: defense response to fungus; defense response to bacterium.
CUUUCCUCUGUUCGACACUAUAAAAGAUCUAUCCAGUUUCCUAUUUCCAUCCCUUUCUUCCUCGAGAUUCUGCUUUCGCCUUAAGUCUUGACCAGAGAGAGAAGGGGAGCGUGUAGGAGCGAGCAUGGAGAAAGGGGCAAAACUUCGAUGCCAAAGAAUCGGCUGCGAAGCCAUGUUCACAGAGGAUGAUAAUCCUGAGGGCUCCUGCACAUAUCAUGAUUCCGCACCUAUAUUUCAUGAUGGUAUGAAAGAGUGGAGCUGUUGCAAGCAAAGAAGCCAUGAUUUCAGCUUAUUUUUAGCGCUUCCAGGAUGUAAAUCAGGCAAACACACAACUGAGAAACCAGUGAUAACAAAGGCUGUAGUUAGUACGAAGAAGCCAGUUCCUGCUGCAACUCCAUCCAAUAAUGCACCAUCAAAAGUUGAUUGUUCAAGAUGUCGACAAGGCUUCUUUUGCUCAGAUCACGGUUCACAAGCUAGAGAGGUGAACUUGAAACCCUGCAAUGCAGUAGAUGUGCCUGCUGAGAGAAGUGCAGAUGUUCAAACUCCAGCUCCAGUGAAGAAGAUUAUCGAUAUUAACCAGCCCCAGACAUGCAGGAACAAGGGUUGUGGAAAAACAUUCAAAGAAAAGGAUAACCAUGAUACUGCAUGCAGUUACCAUCCUGGCCCAGCGGUUUUCCAUGACAGAGUGAGAGGGUGGAAAUGUUGUGACAUUCAUGUGAAGGAAUUUGAUGAGUUUAUGGACAUACCUCCAUGCACAAAAGGGUGGCAUAAUGCUGAUCCAGUGUCAUAAGCACAGCUCAAAUCAGGGUGAGCUAGCAAUUAUUCUCCCUUUGGCUCCUAUUCUGUGCACACCAAUGUAAUAGAUUAAUUGUUGUCGUAACAUAUACAUUUUGAAACAUCAGUCAAUUUUGUCUAGCAUGUAGAUUAGAACAUUGAGUCGGUCUGGUUUAUUUAUGAUGUCUACACUGUAUUCCAAUCUCCUAUCUUUUUAUGGUAUGGAUUUAAAAGGUUGACUUGUUUUCUAUCAACUGAUAAUUGAACAAUCUAUUUUUAGCAA